AGUGCCAGGAUGCUGACUCUGUUGGUGCCGGCUGCUGCUGCCUUCCUGGGUCCCGUCACAUCCUUCUUGCUCAACUACUGGGUGCACAGGAUGGAAACUUCUCUCCCCUCUCUGGAAGACAGCGCGUGGCUUGGCUUCACGGAGUUGUGGCUGGAGGCUGAAGCAGCCCCUUUCUCAGGCUUUCUGUCACCAGUCUGUCUGGGUUAGGGGAGAGGGGAGUGCGCUCUGUCCUGAAGGCCCAGAAAUGGAAGGACAAGUGGUAGGCCGGGUGUUCAGGCUCUUCCGACGUCGAGCAGGACCGCCCCAGGACAAUUCGGGGGAAGCUUUAAAGGAACCAGAAAGGGCCCAGGAGCACUCUUUGCCCAACUUUGCUGGGGGGCAGCACUUCUUUGAAUACCUUCUUGUGGUUUCUCUCAAAAAAAAGCGUUCACAGGAUGAUUACGAGCCUAUAAUCACCUACCAAUUUCCCAAGCGGGAGAACCUGCUUCGGGGUCAGCAGGAGGAGGAGGAGCGGCUACUCAAAGCUAUCCCCUUGUUCUGCUUCCCAGACGGGAAUGAGUGGGCAUCACUCACCGAGUAUCCCAGGGAGACCUUCUCCUUCGUUCUGACCAAUGUGGAUGGGAGCAGAAAGAUUGGAUACUGCAGGCGCCUCUUGCCUGCCGGCCCUGGCCCUCGCCUUCCCAAAGUGUACUGCAUCAUCAGCUGCAUCGGCUGCUUCGGCUUGUUCUCCAAGAUCCUGGAUGAAGUGGAGAAGAGACAUCAGAUCUCCAUGGCUGUCAUCUACCCGUUCAUGCAGGGCCUCCGAGAGGCAGCCUUCCCUGCUCCUGGGAAGACUGUCACUCUCAAGAGCUUCAUCCCCGACUCAGGCACUGAGUUCAUUUCACUGACACGGCCCCUGGACUCCCACCUAGAACAUGUGGAUUUUAGUUCUCUAUUGCACUGUCUCAGUUUUGAACAGAUACUUCAGAUCUUUGCCUCUGCUGUGCUGGAGAGAAAAAUCAUCUUCCUGGCGGAAGGUCUCAGCACCCUAUCUCAGUGCAUCCAUGCUGCUGCCGCGCUGCUCUACCCCUUCAGCUGGGCGCACACCUACAUCCCUGUUGUCCCUGAGAGCCUUCUGGCCACCGUCUGCUGCCCCACCCCCUUCAUGGUUGGAGUACAAAUGCGCUUCCAGCAGGAGGUCAUGGACAGCCCUAUGGAAGAGGUCCUGCUGGUCAAUCUUUGUGAAGGAACCUUCUUAAUGUCGGUUGGUGAUGAAAAAGACAUCCUGCCACCGAAGCUUCAGGAUGGCAUCUUAGACUCUCUCGGUCAGGGGAUCAAUGAGUUAAAGACUGCAGAACAAAUCAACGAGCAUGUUUCAGGCCCUUUUGUACAGUUCUUUGUCAAGACUGUGGGUCACUAUGCUUCCUAUAUCAAGCGGGAGGCAAAUGGGCAAGGCCACUUCCAAGAACGAUCCUUCUGUAAGGCUGUGACCUCCAAGACCAACCGCCGAUUUGUGAAGAAGUUUGUGAAGACACAGCUCUUCUCACUUUUCAUCCAGGAAGCUGAGAAAAGCAAGAAUCCUCCUGCAGGCUAUUUCCAACAGAAAAUACUUGAAUAUGAGGAACAGAAGAAACAGAAGAAGCCAAGGGAAAAAACUGUGAAAUAAGAGCUGUGGUGAACAAGAAUGACUACAGCUACACACCAUUUCUGGACUUCAGCCCCUGCCAGUGUGGCAGGAUCAGCAAAGCUAUCAGCACCCCCAAAUCCAUAACCUCACUCUGAGUCUUGGUAUCCAGGUAUUGCUUCAAAUUGGUGUCUGACAUUUGGAUCCCUGGUAUCGAUUUCUCAGGACUUUGGAGGGCUCUGACACCAUGCUCACAGAACUGGGCUCAGAGCUGCAUUUUUUGCAGAGGUGACAGGUAGGAAACAGUAGUACAUGUGUUGUAGACACUUGGUUAGAAGCUGCUGCAACUGCCCUCUCCCAUCAUUAUAACAUCUUCAACAGAGAACCCACUUUGUGUUUGAAAGGCUCAGCCUCUCCACAUGAAGAAGUCUAUGGACGUGUAAGGAUGAGAGUAAAGAGGAAAAUCUUAUUUUUA
Molecule: messenger RNA, 2078 nt
Organism: Mandrillus leucophaeus (drill)
Lineage: Eukaryota; Metazoa; Chordata; Mammalia; Primates; Cercopithecidae
Gene: DENND2D
Product: DENN/MADD domain containing 2D
Exons: 12
Coding region: 245-1645 (466 amino acids)
Cellular component (GO): cytosol; nucleoplasm
Source: RefSeq, a predicted model, not a curated record